Messenger RNA from Echinops telfairi (small Madagascar hedgehog), 1533 nucleotides. RefSeq names its product major intrinsic protein of lens fiber (gene MIP). NCBI's taxonomy places the organism in Eukaryota, Metazoa, Chordata, Mammalia, Afrosoricida, Tenrecidae. The transcript has 4 exons. Bases 1 to 792 code for a protein of 263 amino acids. Gene Ontology annotation, biological process: transmembrane transport. Gene Ontology annotation, cellular component: plasma membrane; apical plasma membrane. The record is from RefSeq and is a predicted model, not a curated record. Gene Ontology annotation, molecular function: water channel activity.
AUGUGGGAACUUCGGUCAGCCUCCUUCUGGAGGGCCAUCUUCGCCGAGUUCUUCGCCACCCUUUUCUAUGUCUUCUUCGGUUUGGGGGCCUCACUGCGUUGGUCCCCGGGUCCCCUGCAUGUCUUGCAGGUGGCUAUUGCCUUUGGCCUGGCCCUGGCCACCCUGGUGCAGGCUGUGGGCCACCUCAGUGGAGCCCACGUCAAUCCUGCGGUCACUUUUGCCUUUCUUGUGGGCUCUCAGCUGUCCCUACUCCGUGCCUUCUGCUAUAUGGUAGCCCAGCUCCUGGGAGCCGUGACCGGGGCUGCCAUGUUGUACAGCAUCACCCCGCCUGCCGUCCGAGGAAACCUAGCGCUUACCACGCUGCAUCCUGGAGUGAGUGUGGGCCAGGCUGCUGUCGUGGAGAUCUUGCUGAUGCUGCAGUUCGUGCUCUGCAUCCUGGCCACAUACGAUGAGAGGCAGAACGGCCGUCCCGGCUCUGCGGCCCUGCCUAUCGGCUUCUCCCUCACGUUGGGCCACCUCUUCGGGAUGCAUUAUACUGGUGCAGGCAUGAACCCUGCCCGCUCCUUCGCUCCUGCCAUUCUCACCCGCAACUUCACCAACCACUGGGUGUACUGGGUGGGCCCAAUCAUUGGAGCGGGCCUGGGCAGCCUCAUCUAUGACUUCCUCCUCUUCCCCCGGCUCAAGAGUGUUUCUGAGAGGCUGUCUAUCCUCAAGGGAGCCAGGCCCAGCGACCCCAGUGGACAACCAGAGAGCCCAGGGGAAGCCACGGAACUGAAGACCCAAGCCCUGUAGGGAGAGAAAAGAGGGAAGCGGUUGGGUUCCUGUGGAGAGGCUGAACCAGCCCUUAGCUGAAGAAAGAGACUGGAGGGAGGGGCACGUACUUCUUUCUUUUUUAAUUUAUGUAUGUCCCUCCCCCUCCUUUUGCUGUGUGAAAUCUUUCAAGUUGCAUUCAUGAGCUGGUUGGUGCAGACUUCCCGCCCACCUCCCGUCACUGUGUGUGCAUGAUGGUGCAGCUGACACAGGAAGGUGGGGGAGUGAGUGCGGUAGGGUCUUGAGAAAGAAGUAUCGUCCCGUGUCCUGUCUCUCCCCCUAACCCACCACGGCCGGCACAGGAGCCAAGACCUCAAGUUGUUGACUUUUAGCCUGUUGCCAAUCACAGGUAUGGCUCUUGAGUUCUACGGGGCCAGGGAAGCUGGCCUCUGAGGAGGCCCACGGACAGAAGUGAAGGGGCAGGCAGUUCAAGGCUUUGGGAUCCGGACUGAGGCUGGGUUGCUCAUGGAGGUGGGUGUGAGGGGAGAGCUUGGGGUGGUAGCAAAUGGAAGCCUAAGCCCCAGAUCAAGGUGCAACUGGACCACCGAGGUUGGGGGAGGUUAAUGGAGUAGAGCCCACUUAGCGCAGAGAGGCUGGCCCCAGGCACUUGGGUGGGACAGUAGUUCUGAGAAAAGUGAACACUGGAGUUUGAGCUGUUCCAAGGAGCCCUGGUGGUGCAGUGGUUACGAGCUGGGCUGCAAUCUGAAUGGUCAGCAGUUCAAA